CUCUUUAGAAUUUUGAAGGUAUAAUACUAGAAGAAGAAAAUUGAGCAAAACCAGUGUACCACUGAAGACUCCUUUUGUUUCUGCUGGGGUUUGGAAACAUCUCCAGAUUAAGCUGAAUCUUCAAAUUAGAUUUCAAAGCUGGCAAAAAAGAAACCCAGAUUUCCAUUCUGUUCUCCCCAAGUGAUCUCCAGCCCUUUCUUACCAAUGGAAUAAUAAGAUUGUUUUUAUUGAGUUUCAUCACAGAAUAUGAUCAUCAUGGUGAUUAUUUUCCUGUUUCUCAUUGGGUCAGCGGUGGUACUACAAACAAAUUCAUGUCUGGAAAAACAAAUUUCACUUCUCCCACCUGUAAACUUCACUGUUAUAGUAACUGGUUUAUCUAAAGUUCUUUUACAAUGGAAACCGAAUCCUAACCAGUAUCCAAAGAUAAAUGGCAUAAAAUAUAAAGUGAGAAUUAAUACUCCAAACGAGGAUGAUUAUGAGACUCAAAAGACCCAAAGCAGAAGUGUGAGUGUACUUCACCAGGGAUUUUCAGCAAGCGUGCAGACAAUUCUUCAUUGUGAUUCCAGUUUUUUCCAAAGUAGUUGGGUUUCAGCUGAACUUCCAGCCCAUCCAGGAGCUCCUGGAACAUCAGUUACGAAUCUGACUUGUGUCACUAACAUCUUGCGGGAUGACGUGUCUCUCCGUUGCACCUGGUUUGUUGGCAAGAAUGCCCCAGAGGACACUCAGUACUUCCUGUUCUACAGGUUUGACGUAUACACCGAAGAAUGCCAAGAAUAUAGAAAAGAUUCAUGGAAUAGAAAUAUAGCUUGCUGGUUUCCAAAGACUGCCAUAGAUAGACAAGGGCGCGGACAGCUGGCAGUACAUGUUAAUGGCUCAAGCAAACAAAUUACCAUCAAACCAUUGGAUCAGCUGUUUGACCUUCAUGCUAUUGAUCAAGUGAAUCCUCCAGUGAAUGUCACUGCAAAGCUGGAAGGCAAUCGUCUGUUUAUACAAUGGGAGAAACCAGUUUCUAACUUUCCUAGACAAUGUUUUGAUUAUGAAGUGAACAUCUACAAUAUAAGAGGGGAUUAUUCAAAGAUACAGAAAAUUCAAGGAAAUUCUUUCAACUUGGUAAUUGAUCCUACUUGUAAGCAUUCUUUAAAAAUAAGAGCUACAGUGCAUUUCAGUUGUAGAAAGAAUGGACUUUGGAGUGAAUGGAGUCAACCUAUUUAUGUGGGAGAAGAUAAACCCACCCAACUGACGGAGUGGCUUUUGUCCGUGCUCAUGGCUACUGCCUGCUUUCUUCUGUUGACUCUCUUCUUCAUAUGUCGGAUCUGCCAGGUAUGGACCAAAUUAUUUCCUCCCAUUCCAGCACCAAACAGGAAAGUGAAGGAUCUCUCCUUAAGCUACAUCUAUGAGAAAACCAGGUCCAGUGAAACAGAAAUCGAAGUCAUAAGUUAUGUGGAAGACCCUGGAUUGGACAAUUUGGAUGAUUCUGUAUUUUGAUAUUCACUGAUAUAGUCCAAGGUAAUGCUCUGGACCAUACCGGGACAGACAAGGAUAGAUGGGCUAUUCUUCUGGGACUCAGCCUUCCUUCCGACAUCUUGGUGCUCAGAUUUCAAGUGGCAUCCCAUUGAACUACAACACCCUCCACCCAACUGUAUCUUCCUGGUUUGGUUUUGUUUGUUUUUUUGAAGUGGGACUUGUUAGUUUCUCUCUGAUCACAGCAAGGGGACUGAAGAUGCCCAGGUGCAAGUCAGGGGCUUUCAGGCUUUUGACGAGCAGGUUUCUAAUGCAAAUGGAACUUUAUGUUGUUCACAUCAGCACCAGUCUAGGCAUUCUCUUUGGAAGGGUUCAACCAAAGGACUCAGGAAGACACUAUAUGCUGGCCUUGCUUUUGUAAAUAUGUCUAUUGGCCUGCUUACUAAGAAUGAGGUCCAUGAGUUCAAAAGUUCUUUAUGUCUCAAGAGUCACGGGAACAGUUUUCUUGUGUGUAUACACAUAUAUGUUUUAUAAACAAAGAAUGGUCUAGGGAGUGUGUAUGUGUGUG
Molecule: messenger RNA, 2029 nt
Organism: Phascolarctos cinereus (koala)
Lineage: Eukaryota; Metazoa; Chordata; Mammalia; Diprotodontia; Phascolarctidae
Source: RefSeq, a predicted model, not a curated record